AUGUUCUCUCCCGGAACGAGGAAAUCGAAUUUCAGCGCUCGAAAGGAACGUAGUACUCUAGGUCGCGUACCCACUGAUUCGCCUAUAACACCUCUCACAGAGAAUCGAAGAUCGCUUCCUGACAAUUCAAUUCCUAACCGCCCUAGCACCGGCACUCCUGCUCCAUGGGCCUCUCGCCUCUCUGUUCUCGCCAGAAUCCCUCCAGUGAAGAAAAGUGAGAAAGGGGGUGAUAUAGAUCCCGUUCAGCCUGUCUAUGUUGCCGAGUUUCCCCAAGUGGUUCGUGAUGAACAAGCUAUUUUUCUGCAGAAGCGUGCUCCUGGUGAUGCCUGCAUCUCUGGUGGAAUGGACAAGGAGAGCUCCCUGACAUGGAUUAUAUGUGGAAGUAGACUCUUUAUAUGGAGUUUCUUAUCAUCCGCUGCACCAAGAGAAUGUUUUACUCUUGAUCUUCCUUCAAGUAUAUUAGAAAUUGGUGAUAUGACUACAAAUUCAGGUCAUGGAAACAUUUGGUUACUAUGUGUUGUCAAUUGGGAUAGCACUCGUAAAAGCACGGACAAGGUUGCUCAACAAUGCAACCCUGCCGGUAUCGUUUUGUGUAAUCGGAAAACUCGAGCUCUUAUAUACUGGCCAAACAUCUAUUCUGAAGGUAAUACCACUCGCGUUAUGAGUCUUGCAUCUACAGAUGAAUUUCAGUUGAGUUUUUCACCUGGUGAUGGUAAAACGACGACAAACAAGCAGCGACAACAUAGCAGGCCUGGAAAUAGUUCAACUGGAUCUAGUUCUUUUAACUCUUUGAUUGCUUCUGCAAUGCCUGAUCCUGAUUGCCCUUACAUUUGUGUUGCUCUUGCAUGUAGUUCCAAUGGUGAGCUUUGGCAGUUCCUCUGCAGCCCUUCUGGAAUUCAGCGUAAAAUAAUUUAUCACGAUAUGUUAAGUCCAUUUCCUCAAGGCAGUGAUGGUAGACAACUUAUGGGUGGCAAAGGCUAUCCAAGGUCGUUGAUUUGGCAUUAUGACCAUCAUCCUUUAGAGGAACCUAGAAGACAAUUCCUUCUAUUGACAGAUCAUGAGAUACAGUGUUAUGCUGUUAAACUUUCUCCUGAUUCUUCUGUAUCAAAGCUCUGGUCCCAAGAAAUAAUUGGCACUGGUGGUGAUUUGGGUAUCCAGAAGGAUCUAGCUGGUCAGAAGCGAAUCUGGCCUCUUGAUCUGCAAAUUGGCAAUCUUGGCAAAGAAAUUACUAUCCUUAUUGCAAUCUUCUGCAAGGAUCGGGUCACCACUUCAAGCUACACAGAAUAUUCUCUUCUGACCAUGCAAUACAAAUCAGGUGUGAAUUUCUCCCUAGAGCGUAUUGAGCCGAUACACGGGAGGGUUUUGGAGAAAAAAGCUCCGAUCCAAGUGAUAAUACCAAAAGCAAGAGUUGAAGACGAGGACUUCUUAUUUUCUAUGCGAUUGAAGGUGGGUGGCAAGCCUUCUGGUUCAGCAAUUAUACUCUCCAUUGAUGGGACUGCAACAGUCUCACAUUACUGGAGAAACUCUACCCGACUUUAUCAUUUUGAUCUACCUUAUGAUGCGGGAAAAGUAAUGGAUGCUUCAGUUAUCCCUUCUUUAGAUGAUGGUGAAGAUGGAGCCUGGGCUGUACUCACUGAGAAAGCUGGAGUAUGGGCAAUUCCUGAGAAGGCUGUUUUACUUGGUGGAGUUGAACCGCCUGAACGAAGCUUGUCGCGCAAAGGGAGCUCCAAUGAAGGAUCUGCACAGGAGGAGAGAAGAAACUUUUCAUUUGCUGGUAACAUUGCUCCUAGAAGGGUUAGUUCCGAAGCUUGGGAUGCUGGUGAUAGACAAAGGGCAGUUUUCACUGGGAUUGCUCGUCGAACUGCUCAAGAUGAAGAAUCAGAAGCUUUACUGAAUCAUGUAUUCCAUGAUUUUCUUUUAUCGGGGAAGGUUGAUGGUGCACUUGACAAACUUCGACAUUCUGGAGCAUUUGAAAGGGAUGGAGAAACAAAUGUAUUUGCUAGAAUAAGUAAAUCAAUUGUUGACACCCUAGCUAAACAUUGGACAACAACCAGGGGUGCUGAGAUCGUGGCUCUGGCUGUUGUGUCCUCCCAACUCGUGGAGAAGCAGCAGAAGCAUCAAAAGUUUCUCCAGUUUCUUGCUUUAUCCAAGUGCCAUGAGGAACUGUGCUCGAGACAGAGACAGUCUUUGCAAAUUAUCAUGGAGCAUGGGGAAAAGCUUGCUGGCAUGAUUCAACUAAGGGAGCUGCAAAACAUGAUCAGCCAGACCCGUUCAGCCGUCUCUCCUUAUUCUACUUCACAAAGUGAAAUUUCUGGUGCUCUUUGGGAUCUGAUUCAAUUAGUCGGUGAGAGAGCACGUCGGAAUACUGUUCUUCUAAUGGAUAGGGAUAAUGCUGAAGUAUUCUACAGCAAGGUUUCAGAUCUUGAGGAAGUAUUUUGUUGUUUGGAGAGACAACUUGAAUAUAUUAUUAGUGUGGAGAUGCCAUUUGAAGUUCAGUUCCAAAGAGCUUGUGAACUCUCAAAUGCAUGCGGGACUUUAGUUCGGAUGACGAUACAAUACAGAAAUGAGCAUCACAUUUGGUAUCCCUUGCCUGAGGGCUUAACACCAUGGCAUUGUCAAACUGUUGUACGAAGUGGACUGUGGAGCAUCGCAUCUUUCAUGCUUCAGCUGUUAAGUGAAACAUCUCAUCUCCAUAAGUCUGCAAAAUUGAAUUUUCAUUCGCACUUAGAAGCACUGGCUGAUGUACUACUGGAGACAUAUUCAGGUGCUAUUACAGCUAAACUUGAGCGUGGAGAAGAACACAAAUACCUACUAAAUGAGUAUUGGAAGAGGAGAGAUGCACUCCUUGACUCCCUUUAUCAGCAAGUAAAAUCUUUUGUCCAACCCACAUACCAGGAUUUAAGUGGUGGAACUGACGAGCAAAACGAGGAGAUUGUUAAAGAGCUUUCUUCAAGUAUAUUGUCUAUUGCCAAACGACAUGAAGGCUAUCAAACUCUCUGGAAUAUAUGCAGUGACCUCAAUGAUUUUGAGCUCCUCAGAAAUCUCAUGCAUGAGAGCAUGGGACCUAAAGGAGGGUUUAGUUACUUCGUCUUUCAAAAAUUGUGUGAUAACAAACAAUUUUCAAAGCUUAUGAGACUUGGGGAAGAGUUUCAGGAAGAGCUAGCUACUUUUUUAAAGCAGCAUCAAGAUCUUCUGUGGCUUCAUGAAGUUUUCCUUCAUCAGUUUUCCUCAGCUUCCGAAACUCUUCAUAAAUUGGCUAUUUCUCAAGCAAAUAGCUCAAUUUCAGCAACUGAGGAAGGGUUUGAGUCUGAUGAAUCUUAUUUAAAAUCAACAUUGGCAGACAGAAAGCGUCUUCUGAAUCUCUCAAAGAUUGCUGCGGUUGCAGGUGUUUUUUCCUAUUCUUCAGCUAUUACGAUAUAUCACUGUGGCAGCUUUUCCCUUGUUCAAGUUAUCAUGUUGUUACUUUUUCUGUUUGCCUUUGUGUAG
Ilex paraguariensis (yerba mate) is the source of this 3486-nucleotide messenger RNA. The record is from the annotation of a GenBank genome assembly. NCBI's taxonomy places the organism in Eukaryota, Viridiplantae, Streptophyta, Magnoliopsida, Aquifoliales, Aquifoliaceae.